UUUUAUGACACACAUACAUAUUAGACUUUUGUCAUUUUGGUUAUGGAAAGUAUUUUUCUAAACUGAAACAAAAAUAAUUAAUGUGUCAAUCUUUCCUCUUUCAAACAGGAAUCAACAACUUUAUAUGGCUCAUGUCUGACAACAUGCACCACCAGUGGCUGCUGCUAGCUGCAUGCUUUUGGGUGAUAUUCAUGUUCAUGGUUGCUAGCAAGUUUAUCACAUUGACUUUUAAAGACCCAGAUGGCUAUGGUGCCAAGCAAGAGCCAUUGAUACUGACAGCUGUGACAAAAGUGGAGGAGGUACAUGUGCCAGACGAAAAACAUUGGCCUGAAGAAUUCCAGCCAACUGGAAAAGCUUUUUCUGGAAAUCUGAUCCGCCAACCCCUCGUUCAUAUGGAAAGACUUGAGCUUCUCAGGAAUGUCUGCAGAGACACUGCAUUGAGAAAUCUCUCUCACACUGCAGUUUCCAAAUUCGUCUUGGACCGAAUAUUUGUGUGUGACAAGCACAAGAUCCUGUUUUGUCAGACGCCAAAAGUGGGCAACACUCAGUGGAAAAAAGUCUUGAUCGUUUUAAAUGGAGCGUUUUCUUCCAUAGAAGAGAUCCCAGAAAAUAUUGUACAUGAUCAUGAGAAGAACGGCCUUCCACGCUUGUCCUCCUUCAGUGACUCUGAAAUUAAAAAACGACUGAAUUUAUACUUCAAGUUUUUUAUUGUUAGAGAUCCAUUUGAAAGACUUAUUUCUGCAUUUAAAGACAAGUUUGUGCACAAUCCUCGGUUUGAACCUUGGUACCGGCAUGAAAUUGCUCCUGGCAUAAUUCGUAAAUAUAGAAAGAAUCGCACAGAGACCAAAGGGCUGCAGUUUGAGGAUUUUGUGCGCUAUCUGGGUGACCCUAACCACCGGUGGCUGGAUGUUCAGUUUGGUGACCACAUCAUUCAUUGGGUAACGUAUGUGGAACUUUGCGCCCCCUGUGAAAUCACGUAUAGUGUGAUCGGACACCAUGAAACCCUGGAGGACGAUGCUCCGUAUAUCUUGAAAGCAGCCGGCAUAGACCAUCUGGUAUCAUACCCCACGAUUCCACCAGGCAUAACAGUGUACAACAAAACAAAAGUAGAGCGGUAUUUUUCGGGAAUUAGCAAGAGAGACAUAAGACGCCUCUACGCACGGUUUGAAGGCGAUUUUAAACUCUUUGGUUAUCGGGAGCCAACUUUCUUGCUUAACUGACACCUAGGAUAAGAAGUGUCUCAUGGAUUAGUCUAAACCUGCGUGAAUACCAGCUGCAACACUGACAGAGCUGAGAAUGACCAUUUUUUUUUCUAGCUUUUUGAUGUUGCUCCAUUUUUCAGUGAAAUAUUUGUCAUAUGAACAAGUAGGGCUUAUAGUUGUUGUUUACUGACCAUGUUUUCAAUAUGUGACAUUGCAAUCUGCUACGAAUGAAGUCUCUGUUACCUGAAACACAGAAUUCCACUUCUCCCCUCUUUCCUCCAGGAAAAAAAAGGGAGAAUGAAUGGGCUAUGAUCUUCCUCUCCCUCUCCCAGACAGAAUGUCAUUUUUGAAAUGUUGUGAAGUAUUUAUAAAGAUGGCAAUUUCACUGUAGGUUAACUCUUGACAUGUGGGUGAACUUGAUGAUUCGUGCUCAUGAGAAAGGCACGUAGUCUCCCACAAGCUUUGAAAAUGAGAGGCCAGUACAGGACUAAAAAUUGACAUGCUUGACAACUAAAAUCAUCUAGGUUCUGUCAUGUGGCUGCUAUAAUAACAGUAAUGCUGAUCUAAUCCCAUUUUUAUUUGUCACAAAAUGAACCUAAUUAGGCAGAAGCUUUAGAGGUGUUAAAAAAGGGACUGGUUCCAGAGCCCAGUUGUCUUUGUAUUUUUGUCAAGUGUUUACUGUGCUUACUACUGGUCUGUUGAGCCUCAUAAUUCUACUUUUGAUUUUCAAAAUAUUAUUUAACUCCUGGCUAUGUAAGUUAUCUGAGAACACCAGAUGCAAAUUGAAUAUAGAAGAAAUAUGAAACUGCUAGGGAAACUUUAAGGAAAACUAAUUUAAAAUAAAGUAUUAAUUGUGUUUGCGGGAACACAUGUAGAAGUCACGAGACGCUCUCUAAGUAUCACACAAUUUAACUUGUUUUGUCUUCUAACAGUUACGAUUAAUAAAGAAGCCACAAAAGCACGAUGUCAUAU
This is a messenger RNA of Fulmarus glacialis (Northern fulmar), 2174 nucleotides long. It is a transcript of the gene CHST10, whose product is annotated as carbohydrate sulfotransferase 10. The record is from RefSeq and is a predicted model, not a curated record. Bases 81 to 1220 code for a protein of 379 amino acids. Gene Ontology annotation, cellular component: membrane. Lineage: Eukaryota; Metazoa; Chordata; Aves; Procellariiformes; Procellariidae. The transcript is spliced from 5 exons. Gene Ontology annotation, molecular function: sulfotransferase activity. Gene Ontology annotation, biological process: proteoglycan biosynthetic process; carbohydrate biosynthetic process.